AUGAAGGUCGUGGUCGAAGAGUCAGCAAUGACUGAGGUUGAGGAGUCGUCAAGGAUUGAGGCCGAGGUCGAAUACCCAUGGCAGAGUUAUAACGAACGACCCCCCUCCCUCCUGAACCCACCCACCCACGCGACCUUCUUUCCCUCCCCUUACAAGUACCCUCAUAUUACUCACACCGCCUCCAAUUCCUAUAUUUCACAAACCAAAAAUUUUUCUCUUCACCAAUACAGAGCGUUACUACUAACAACAGUUUCAUUCAAGCUGGCGAUCGACAAUCAAGAAACAAGUGUCCGUGAAUUCAAGCCUAAGAACAGGCGAAUCAUGGGAGCUGGAGGGCCAGAUGAAGAAGAGAAUAGGUGGCCACCAUGGUUGAAGCCAUUGUUAAAGGAACGUUUCUUUGUUCAAUGCAAGUUACAUGCUGAUUCCCACAAGAGUGAAUGCAAUAUGUACUGUUUGGACUGUAUGAAUGGCGCUCUCUGCUCUCUUUGUUUAUCUCAUCACAAGGAACAUCGUGCCAUUCAGAUAAGGAGGUCAUCUUACCAUGAUGUGAUAAGGGUGAACGAGAUACAGAAGUAUUUGGACAUCACUUCAGUUCAGACCUACAUUAUCAACAGUGCAAAGGUUGUCUUCUUGAAUGAGAGGCCACAACCUAGGCCAGGCAAAGGUGUCACUAAUACCUGUCAAGUUUGUGAAAGGAGUCUCCUCGACUCCUUCAGAUUCUGCUCUCUUGGCUGUAAGAUUGUUGGGACAUCACAGAAUUUCGUGAAGAAGUCAUCGGAGAAGAAGAGGGCGGCGGCGGUGACAGCAGCAGCCUUUGACUCGGAGGACUCUUACAGUAGCAGCAAUCAUAGCCGGCGAAACAAGGUUCAAAGUUUCAGUCCGUCAACGCCCCCUCAAGCUUCGGUUAAUUACAGAACAGCCAAACGAAGAAAGGGAAUUCCACAUCGAGCCCCAAUGGGAGGAUUAGUUAUAGGAUAUUAAGUUAAUCAAGUCCAAGUUCAAGACACCUUCAGUUGCUCCUAAUUAGCAUAUCAGCACCACGUAUUAGUAAUCAGAAUGCAGCUCCUCCAAUUCCCUUAAAACACUAGUGCUUUCUCACCAAAAGGCCAGUGUUUGAUAGAGCACUACUGUAUAUAGUUUUAGUGCUACUAGUAUAUGAAGGGAAAAGUUGGAGGGUGGAAGUUGGAAUAAGAAAAUGUGAAGGGGACUAAAAGGGUUACAAGUUAAGAGUUGGGCUUAGAUAAUAAGUUAAUAGUAGUAGUAUAAUACAUAGUAUGAUGGAAAAUCAGAUACUGUGACUCUUGGCUUGCUUGUUAGAGUGGUUAUACAUAUGUUUUCUUUGGUUUUAUUCCUCCCGUAAUCAAAAUGUAAAUAUACAGAUAUUUCAGCAGAUGUGUCUAUCUAAUCCUUCUUGAAUAAAUUUUGUGGUGUGUUGAAAGUAAACUCGUUGAUUUGUGAGCAGUGCUCUAGUUCCUGGUUGAGGUAAAUUCCAAUUGGUAAGGUCUAAUGGGGGCCCAGCUUUUGAGAAACGUUGAAAUGGUGGGCAAAUAUCACGCUACGUGGCUAGAGGUAAAUUGGAUUAAAGUAUGCUGUGGGUCUUGGUUCUUGGGACACUGGGUGUAGGUUAGCCGCCCCGACUGGAAGGGGGUUGGUUUCUUGAUGGAGGGGUUUUGUUUUUUUCUUAGUGGAGCUAGGGUUGAUUGAUGGCCGUUGGAUAAAUGUUUGAUUUGAUGGUUGUGAUUCUGCAAUGAUGUUCUCUAGAAAGAUUCUAGAAUUCCAUUGAUGUCCUGAUUUUGUAGUUUUGGUCAAUCAGAAAUUGUUAUUCUAA
Molecule: messenger RNA, 1828 nt
Organism: Nicotiana attenuata
Lineage: Eukaryota; Viridiplantae; Streptophyta; Magnoliopsida; Solanales; Solanaceae
Exons: 5
Coding region: 1-981 (326 amino acids)
Source: RefSeq, a predicted model, not a curated record